Molecule: messenger RNA, 6822 nt
Organism: Actinia tenebrosa (Australian red waratah sea anemone)
Lineage: Eukaryota; Metazoa; Cnidaria; Anthozoa; Actiniaria; Actiniidae
Source: RefSeq, a predicted model, not a curated record
ACUUACAUCUUGCAGUAUAGUAAUAAUGGCAAGAGAUUCAAUUACUAUAAGUCGUAUGGUAAACUGAGGGUAUUCCGUGGUAACUACGAUAUCUAUCACACCGUUUCGCGGCGAAUCUCUCCACCAAUCAAAGCUCGCUAUAUUCGCAUCAGACCAAAGACCUGGAAUAGCUACGUAUCAAUGAGAGUUGAACUGUAUGGAUGCAGAAGCAAAGAGAAGCGGUGUGCGUCUCCYGUUGGCUUGCAAAAUAACAAAAUCCGCAACAACCAGCUAACAGCCUCAUCAAUAAAAAGCAGCCAGUUUUCUUCAUUCUUGGCAAGACUACACAAUCAUCGACGUGGCAGGUUCCUGGGUGUUUGGAUGCCCAAGCAUAAUAACCAUGCGCAGUGGCUUCAGGUAGAUCUUGGAAGAACCAUGAAAAUUACUGGUGUUGCUGUACAAGGACGACCUGAUACUAGAAAAUGGAUCACUASUUUCUGGAUCAAGUAUGGAACGGAUGGAGUCUUCUUCAGUAUUGUAAAGACAAUGAAGGACACCACCAAGACCAUAUAUGCCAAUGUUGACCAGAAGUCUGUAUGGACCGAUUCCUUUGAUCCAGCCAUAUAUGGUCGGUAUGUACGUCUGAUCCCUAGAGGAUGGUACUCUGAGAUUGCAGUCAGAAUGGAGUUAUACGGAUGUCCCUGGAAUCGUUGCGACAUGCCUCUUGGUCUUCAGAGCCUCAAAGUAGCAAACCAAAGAACCCGAGCAUCGUCCUACCACAGUUAUCACUGCGGACCCUGGUACGCCAGGCUGCAUAAUCCCUACGCCUGGUGCGCACGCAAAAAUGACCGUAGUCAAUGGUUACAGGUAGACUUUGGUACAUCGACUAGGGUUACUCGUGUUGUCACGCAAGGAAGACAAAAUGCUGUCCAGUGGGUUAAGAGCUACUAUGUGUCGUACAGCAGAAAUGGACAGUCGUUUAGGACUUAUAAGGAGCAGGGUCGAACCAAGAUCUUCCAAGGCAACUACGAUCAGUUUAUUCCAGUUACCAACAAAUUCCAGAGUCCUCUGAACGGCCGUUACUUCCGCAUCCAUCCAGUGACAUGGUAUUCUCAUAUUUCUAUGAGGGUCGAGUUCUAUGGAUGUAUUACAGGUAAACUGUGCAACCAGCCCCUUGGAAUGCAAAGCAGAAAACUGGGACCUAAGAACCUCAUGGUAUCCUCACAGAGGGAUAACAACCAUGAUGCAACGCGUGGACGCCUUCACAUCGCACGAGUCGGACACAAGAUUGGCGCUUGGAGUGCUCGAAUCAAYGAUCGCUAUCAGUGGUUCCAGAUCGAUCUUGGCCGUCCUUCCAGGGUGGUUAAAAUUGCUWCCCAAGGUCGCCAGGACGCUGACCAGUGGGUAACGCAGUAUUACAUCACUCACAGCGUCGAUGGAGCGAACUUUGCUGAUUACAGAAACAUACGUGGAAGCAGAAUGUAUUUUGCUGGCAACAGAGACCGCAACAGCGUCGUACAGCAUCGUUUCUUCCCACGCAUCAAGGGAAGAUUUGUUCGUAUUCAUCCUUGGGGCUGGCGAAGUCACAUCUCGAUGAGAAUCGAGCUGUAUGGUUGCGCAACAAGUCGUUGUAGCAUGCCCUUGGGAUUACAAGACCGUCGUAUUGGUAAUGGACAGAUGUCUUCUACUCCAGCUCACUACCCUGCGUAUAGGGCUAGAGUGAAUACUCACUAUUAUUGGUAUCCAAGGGCACGAAACCGUAACCAAUGGCUACAGAUCAACUUUGGUUAUGUUGCCCGAGUGACUGGCGUAGCAACACAGGGAGCCCAUAACACUAACCGAUGGGUCAAGAGCUACACWAUGUCGUACAGUCGUCACGGCAGUAAAUUUGUUCCUGUMAAACAAGGAGGAAGAACAAAGGUAUUUGCUGGGAACAAUGACCGUAACACCUUGGUUUUCCAUAACCUACCCAGURCUAUUAGUGCUGUCUUUGUGCGUAUUCAUCCUUUCACCUGGCAUUAUUAUAUCAACCUUAGAGUAGAGCUCUACGGCUGCGCAGACAAGUACUGUAACAAAGCUCUUGGCAUGGCUAACAAGCACAUCAAGGACUCCAGGCUAUCAGCGUCAACAGAGAUCAACAGACACUAUGCUGCUAGACUUGGUCGUUUGUACCUUGUUAACAAAGGACGUGACAAGGGGGCAUGGUGUGCAAAAUAUAACAACCACUAUCAGUGGUACCAGGUUGAUUUUGGCCGAGCAAUGAAGGUCAAUGAGAUUGCGAUCCAAGGUAGACACGCCUACAAUAACUUUGUCAAAAGCUUUUACGUCAGAUACAGCUCUGAUGAAGUCCACUGGAGCUACCAAAAAGAGACAAACAAAAUCAAGACUUUCCCAGCCAACAGGAAUAUGUAUUCCACUGUAACAAUAGCCAUGAAUCCACCAGUCCUUGCCAGAUAUGUAAGAGUCUAUCCACGUGGAUGGCACUCUCGUAUCUGUAUGAGGACGGAGUUCUACGGAUGUGAAGCAGACCGCUGUGAAAUGCCCCUUGGUGUCCAAGAUGGUCGCGUCCUACGUAACAUGAUGCACGCCUCUUCAUACCAUCCCAGUACUUCAUACAGACCAUGGAAAGCACGUCUGCACAGCUCAUCAGGCUCCUGGUAUUCUGGAAUAAGAAACACUAGACAGUGGCUCCAGAUUGAUCUUGGAGUCAUCUCUUAUGUCAGACGUAUAGCCACUCAAGGAGCUUAUAAUGGAAACUCAUGGGUCAAGAAAUACAUUGUCUCGUAUAGUGUUAAGGGGUUCAGGUUCAUUCCUUAUAAGGAGGGACAAAGAAUAAGGAUGUUCUUUGCUAACACGGACAGGUAUCAAGUCACAUUWAACAGGCUUCUUAAGCCAAUCAAGGCCCGCCAUGUUGACUUUGGAAGACCGACUAAGGUCAUGAUGAUCUCCACCCAAGGACGACAGGAAGCCAGACAAUGGGUGACUCGUUACCUCAUCCAACACAGUGUGGAUGCUGUGCAUUUUGUCUAUUACAAAGAAAGGAAUAAUCUCAAGUAUUUCUAUGGAAACAGAGACAGCAAUUCUGUAGUGUCACGUAAAUUCUUCCCCCACAUCAGAGCUCGCUACAUCCGGGUCUUACCUUACAGCUGGUAUAGACAUAUCAGUAUGAGAGUUGAGUUCUAUGGAUGCCAUAUUGCAUSCCGAUACAUGCCCCUUGGAAUGGAAGACUACCGUAUCCCAUCUGGUGCCCUMCGCUCAUCCAACCACGACAGCUAUUACAAAUCCAAUGGUGACCGCGCCCGUCUUAACGACUACCCUCGCAGUGGAUUCCUUGGAGGCUGGUACACACCACACAGGAAUCAUCACCAAUGGCUACAGAUUGAUAUUGGAAAGAUGGCUCGAGUUACUGGUAUUGCUACACAAGGAAGRAUGCAUUCUAACUACUGGGUUAAGACGUACAUGUUGUCUUAUAGUAACAAAGACAGGGGAUUUAAAUAUUAUACAAUGUUUGGAAAACACAAGGUUUUCCUUGGCAACUAUGAUCGUUACAAUACUGUGUUAAGAAGAAUCGAACCCAACAUCCACUGCCGAUUCAUUCGUAUUCACCCAAKAUCCUGGCAUGGAUACAUUGGCAUGAGAGUCGAACUGUACGGAGUCAGACGACRCGAGAGGUACUGUGACAAUAAACUGGGAAUGCAGUCCGGUCGAAUAAAGAACAGUCAAAUGACAGCAUCAAGCAUGCUGAAUAAAAAAUACGCCCCAUACCUCGCUCGUCUACUCAGGACCUUCAAACAUGGUCUUCAGCCAGCGUGGAUACCACGUCAGCCGUCCAAAUCCUGGCUUCAGGUUGACUUCCGUCGUACUAUGAAGGUUGAUGGUAUCUAUACACAAGGCCAGGAGAAUGCAAAUUACUUUGUUAGGUCGUUCUAUAUAAAAUAUAGUCAAGAUCGGGAGCAUUUUGCCGAACAAAGACAAUGGAUUGAUACAUAUAAGCUUUUCUACAAUAACUACGACCACAAGGGAGUGAGAUCAUUAUUCUUCAAGCCGUCAAUCAUCUGUCGAUUCUUCAGAGUCUACCCUCGUUCCUGGCAUUCUCGAGCCGCUUUGAGACUUGAGAUUUAUGGGUGUCCUUGGAAUCGCUGCGAUGCACCAUUAGGUGUACAAGACAAACGUGUAGCCGAUCAAUCCAUGACAGCCUCCUCAUACCAAAGCUCCACUUAUGCACCAACCCGAGCCCGUCUUCACCUUCCAUAUGGAUGGACACCCCGUCAUAACCGACGUGGCCAGUGGCUUGAGGUAGACUUCAGUGCCAUGGCCAAAGUCACGAGGGUCGCUACUCAGGGCCGUAGUAAUACUCACUACUGGGUUAAGAGUUACUAUGUGACGUACAGUAAAGAUCGCUCAUYAUUUACUACUUAUAUGGAGAACCGCAGGAGAAAGAUAUUCCAAGGAAACUACAAUCGAUUCACAGUAGUAAUCAAUAAAUUCCUUCGACCUCUAAACGGUCGGUAUUUCCGUAUCUACCCAGUAACAUGGCGAAGCUGGAUAUCUCUGAGAGUAGAAUUCUACGGCUGCGUCACAGGUAAGGGCUGCAAGGCUCMACUAGGUUUACGAAACGGAAAACUCCGCGACUAUCAGCUGAGUGCAUCAUCAAGCUGGGACAGAAACCAUGGACCACAAAAUGGCCGCUUAUACUUCAAGAAACGAGGAGCCAGAGUGGGUGCUUGGUGUGCCAAGUAUAACACGCGCAACGAAUGGUUCCAGAUUGACUUCCAGGCUGCUACUCGUCUCAAUAAGAUAUCAACUCAGGGAAGACAUGAUGCUGAUCAGUGGGUGACCACUUACCGGCUCAGCUUCAGUACAGAUGGUGCUAACUUUGCUAUCUACAAAGAGGGAUAUAACUACAAGUAUUUCAAAGCCAAUCGCAACCGAAACGAUGUAGUAAGCCAUCGAUUCUUCCCUCACAUUCGAUGCAGGGUGAUACGUAUCCUACCCUACCAAUGGCAUCGACAUAUUUCUAUGAGAGCAGAAUUCUAUGGAUGUAGAGAAGAUCGCUGUGCCAUGCCAAUCGGACUKGAGGAUGGCCGAAUCACGGAAGGUCAGUUCUCUGCGUCUUCAUAUUACAACAAUCACCUCUCACCAAGAUACGGCAGACUGAACUUCGCUUAUGGCUGGCGUCCACGUCACAGAAAUCGUAACCAAUGGCUACAGGUGGACCUGGGUGAUAUCACUACCAUAAAAGGAAUCGCUACGCAGGGUUCCCGAAAUUAUAACUAUUGGGUGAAGAGCUAUAGACUGAGUUACAGCAACGAUGGUGUUGGAUGGAGAUGGUUUAGGAAUAAGAAUAAGGGCAUCAAGAUCUUCUCUGGAAACAAUGACAGAUAUAAGGUCGUACAGCAUUUCUUCAAGCCAAUUCGAGCAGCCAUGAUCCGUGUUUUCCCUUACACUUGGAAUGGUUGGCCUGACAUCCGUGUUGAGUUCUAUGGCUGCACAAUCAAAUGCARCAAGGCAUAUGGAAUGCAGAAUGGACAAAUCGGAAACAGCAGAGUAACCGCAUCAAGUGAAUGGAACGCUGCGCUCGGUGCCAGUCGUGCUCGACUGAUGAUCGCGCGUCAUGGAGCUAAACUAGGGUCUUGGUGCGUAAGCAACCGCAAUAACAACAACAGGCAAUAUCUACAAAUAGACCUGGGCCGAGUGAGGAAAGUUACUAUGAUAGCAACACAAGGACGUCAAGAUGUUGGUUGGUUUGUAAGGCAGUACUAUGUGAAGUACAGUCAAGAUGGAUAUCACUGGGCAAUUUACAGCCACAGAAACUCUCCUAAGAUCUUUUAUGCCAAUACUAACAACUUGGCAGUCAAGACAAACCAUCUGAGUCCACCAAUCAUUGGSCGAUAUGUACAAAUUAACCCAAGGUCAUGGAAUGGCUACAGCUGUAUGCGUGUUGAGCUUUAUGGAUGCAAGACUGAUGCUUGUGAUGCUCCUCUGGGUGUCCAGGACAGACGCAUUCGUCACGAGAUGUUUACAGCAUCGUCAAUCAUCCAUACAUACCGAGGACCAUGGAGCGCAAGACUCUUCCAAGUGAACCGCGGUAGAACAUACGGAGGAUGGUUACCAAAAACAAGCAACCGAAAACAGUGGAUGCAAAUCGAUAUUGGUUCGGUAGCCCGAGUGAAGAGAAUCGCCACUCAGGGUCGCUAUGAUGCAAAUCAAUAUGUCAAGUCCUACACCAUCACAUUUAGUUUGAAUGCACACAAAUUCUAUCCUUACCGAGAGGGUCGUGCAGUCAGAGUCUUCAAAGGAAACAUGGAUAGAUAUAUGGUAGUUACUAACACGCUAUACAGGCCACCCAAGGCUCGUUAUGUUCGUAUACAUCCUCGCACUUGGUAUGGUUUCAUUGCUCUGAGAGUCGAACUCUACGGUUGUAGAUUAGUUCCUCUUUGCAAUAAGCCAAUGUUACGCCGCAUACGCAGCAACCAAAUGACCGCCUCUUCUACCUUCAACUCCAAGCACGCCCCAUUCCUGGGCAGAUUGAACCAGAAGAGCAGGCGAGGUAAGUCAGGCGCAUGGUCCGCUCUGCAUAACAACUACGAGCAAUGGCUGCAGGUUGACUUCGGUGGACCAAGUAAGAUUGUCAUGAUGCAAACCCAAGGAAGACACGAUGCCGAUCAGUGGGUCAAGUCUUUCUAUCUGUACUAUGGCCUAGAUGGAGUUCGUUUUACACCCAUGAGAUGGACCACUGGAGGAAUAMGGAACUACCCAGCGAAUGUUGACAGAAACUCAGUCAAGUCGUAUGUAUUCAGUCCAGCUCUUCGAUGUAGAUUCAUCCGAAUCAACCCAAGAUCC